Amphimedon queenslandica is the source of this 1953-nucleotide messenger RNA. RefSeq lists its product as uncharacterized. Gene Ontology annotation, biological process: cell adhesion. Lineage: Eukaryota; Metazoa; Porifera; Demospongiae; Haplosclerida; Niphatidae. Bases 204 to 1823 code for a protein of 539 amino acids. The transcript is spliced from 9 exons. Gene Ontology annotation, molecular function: sialic acid binding. The record is from RefSeq and is a predicted model, not a curated record. Gene Ontology annotation, cellular component: plasma membrane.
UGUCCACCCGUUCAAUAAUAAUGCUGCACCAUUAUCUACGGUGAACUGUAAGUUGGUUGGCCUUUUGACCCCUGAGGCAUCAGUUUUGAUUUUAUUGUCAGGUUUUAGAUCUACAUGCUUGUUUGCUAUGGAAUGACAAUUAAAUUAUCAUUCCAUAGCAAAUCUCUCUUGCUUUACUAUACUCUAGUCUUUAUUCAUUCAACAUGUUCCUGUCACAUUUCUUGUUUGUAGAUCUACUUAUUGGGCUUACUAUCAUAUCUGCACCAGUACAAGGAAGUUUAGUGUGGGUGUAUACUCCUGCCUCAAAAGUAUUAUUGCAGCCAUAUCCAGGAGAGUCUUUCACCAUUUAUUGCUUCACUGAUAAUUCUAGUCAUGAUUCACUUUCCUUCAAGCUGAACAGUCAGACACUCUCUACUAAUGAUAAUAUUACAAUUGAGACAGUACCUUUACCUUCUCAUGCUGGCAAACAGCUUCAAUUGACUAUAAAUGCAUUUGGUAUGGCCACUGCUGGUAUUUUAACAUGUCAAGCACAUUCUGAUGGCAGUGUAAUCCAAGAAAUAAAUGAAAGCAUUACUGGACAAAAUUAUUCUCUUUCCAUUGCUGGUUUUCUUAUUGAAGGACAUACUGAAUCAUUGCACUGUCGGUUUUACAGUCCUGGUAGGAAUGCUAGUGGCUACACUUGGAGAGGGAGAAGUAACAAUAGCCAAGAAUUUGUUUUAUUGGCUGGUAAUUCAAGUGUGCUAAAUGUUAAUUUCUCCUUAAUAUUUGAUGAAUAUUCUUGUGAAGUCUCCGUUACACCAACCAAUUUUAAACUUACCACCAACAGAACAGUCACUGCAUAUUUUAUUCCAAAAUUGACUGCUAAUAGUACAAUAGCUAGUACUGUAUUGAUUGGUGAAAGCAUUACACUCCAUUGUUCUAUCACUGGAACUGACCUAAAGUAUACUUGGUCAAGACAAGAUGGUGUUCCUCUCUCUUCUCUUAAAGCUCUCACCUUGCAUAAUGUGUGCUAUACUAGCACAGGAUUGUAUCGAUGUACUGCUAGUAGUUUGGCUGGGAAUGAGUCACAAAUACAUUAUCUAACUGUGCAAGGUAUUCCUUCAUCUCCAGUGAUUACUGAUGCUGUAACAUCUCCUGGUUCACUAGUAUUAAGAGUACGAACAAUGUAUCCUGGUGAUACUAAUAUUAGGUUUAUUGUUAAUGUUACUAAUGUAUCUGAUGGAUCUAUUAUAAGUUCUACUACACAUCAUUUCGAUAAUUAUCAGUCUAAUGAUAUCGUUAAUAUUGAUAUUAGUAUACCUAAUGGUGGGUCAGUAUCAGUCAGUAUAGUAACCAUCAAUCAAUAUGGUGCUUCAGAUAAUAUUAUUCAAGUUUUUACUAUUGAUCCAAUAUUCAGUACUACUGUAUCCAUCAUUACUACAUCAGUUACUGCUAGCCUCUCUGCUAGUAUAUCAACUACUACUGGUUCUAUUAUUACUAAUACUCCUACCAGUACACCUCAAACUGUUGAUCGAUCAGGAUUAUCAAGUGGUGCCAUUGCUGGUAUAACAAUCAGCAUAUUUAUAAUACUGAUAGUAUUUAUAAUACUCUUUGCUUUACAGCAUCUCUGCUUGAGAAAAAAAUAUAAAAAAUCUGCUAGUGAUAAAGAAGUGACAGCUUUAGGUAAUACAUUAUCAAUUCCUUCAGCAUCUAAUGAAGUGUAUGCAGCAAUUGUUAAUGUACAAGAGAACGUGGCAUAUUCUCAGAGACACACCAUUACUGCAGCUAAUCCUCCUACAGGCUCAUCCACUACUCCAGCUGUAUAUGAAACUAUUAUUUUUUAGAUAUCACUUUCAAAACUUAACUGCUUUAAGCAUAAUGUUUUGUUUUGUCAAUUUCUAUUCUGUCAACAAUGUUCAUUAUUCCAAAAAAAUUACCUAUUAUUCCCAACUUAUAGCUAAAUUAUUCUUAAAA